Erigeron canadensis is the source of this 1085-nucleotide messenger RNA. Its product is annotated as E3 ubiquitin-protein ligase AIRP2-like. The record is from RefSeq and is a predicted model, not a curated record. Gene Ontology annotation, molecular function: ubiquitin protein ligase activity. Gene Ontology annotation, biological process: protein ubiquitination. The transcript has 5 exons. NCBI's taxonomy places the organism in Eukaryota, Viridiplantae, Streptophyta, Magnoliopsida, Asterales, Asteraceae. The coding region runs from base 138 to 854 and encodes 238 amino acids.
ACCAAUGUUUACACUUAUAAGCAAUCAAACAAAAGACUAAUAAUAAACCCCAUAAUUUUCCUUUUAUAAAAACCCCUUCAAAAUUUCUCAUUUUUUCUUGAAAUUUGGAUUAAGAACUCAAAAGGGUGUGAGAAUUAAUGUAUCAAAAACAAUCUCACACAAAUAGUUCUCUUUUUAGAGAAUCCAUUGAAGCCCUUGAGGAUCAUAUCCGCCAUGCCAAUACCCUUGCAGCUGCUUUACCUCCAGACAAUGAGGGGGAUUCUGUGCAAAUGAAAUUAUCUUAUAGCACGUUUGCUCCAUUCUUGCUUUACUUAAUUGACUGGAUGGACUUUAGCUGUACAGAUACACUUCCUAGUUAUCUUGGUCUUCUUCAUAUACUUGUAUACAAGGUUUAUGUGAAUGGUAUGCAAACAAUGUCAUCUCAAGAAAGAAGAGCUACCCUGAGAGAAUUUUAUGCUGUUAUAUACCCUUCGCUUAAACAACUCGAUGGAUACUUGAUUGAAUUGAAGGAUGUUGACGAUAACAAGAAAAUCUGUUGUAAAGAUGUUGAUAGAGAGGAUGAAUGUGGGAUAUGUAUGGAAACUAGCGAUAAAAUGGCUUUGCCUAAUUGUGGUCACUCAAUGUGUAUCGGAUGCUUUCGCGACUGGAACAUGAGGUCCAAGUCAUGCCCAUUUUGUCGAGGAAGCUUAAAAAAGGUGCAAUCUGGAGAUUUAUGGGUUUUGACCAGUGAAAGCGAUUCAGUGGACCUGAUCACAUUGGCGAAAGAGAAUCUAAGAUGCUUCUAUCUUUAUAUCGAGAGCUUGCCUUUUGUCAUGCCUGACACCCAUUUCUUGCUGUAUGAGUAUUUAAUCUAAACCCGUCACCAGUCAGUAAUGGAGCUGUUUCGGGUUCCAAAAGGGCAGGUUUCCGCGUUCAUUGUAUAGAGUAGUUGCUAUAGUUGUCUGUAAAUAGUAGUCAUAAGUAACUAAAGAAUCAUGCAACUCGGCCUUUUUUGGGGACCCGAGUACUGUAAUCGUUACAAAUUGUAAUGGAAAUGGGAAAAAAUUGUAGCUUCUAUUCAUGAUAUCGAAAGAAACUUGUGAUUU